Molecule: messenger RNA, 2532 nt
Organism: Closterium sp. Naga37s-1
Lineage: Eukaryota; Viridiplantae; Streptophyta; Zygnematophyceae; Desmidiales; Closteriaceae
Source: the annotation of a GenBank genome assembly
AUGCUCUGUUGGGCGGCAACGCGCGGCAUCACCGACAGCUACACUGGCGGGAGCGAGGGGGAGAAUUCUUCCGCCGAUGCCGGCGAGUGCGGAGAGGGUAACGAAGCGCGCGUAUGUUUGGGGGCCACCCUGCGCGUGGCGCACUUCAGCGACGGCGGAGGGUACGCGCGCUGUCUGUCGCCGUUGCCCCGCCUUGCAGCGCGCCGAUGCGCGGAGAUCGGGUGCUGGGCGGGCGGUAGUGGUGAGCGGGCGCGGGCUGGCAGCAGUGCGCGCGAUAGAACCGGGGGAGGUGGUGCUGCACGUGCCACGGCACGCCAUGCUCUCAUGCGCCGACGUCAGGGCAUGCCCUGCCAUGGCGCCGUUGCUGCCUGCAUUCGCACACCUGUCGUCCCACCAGGUACCUGUAUCCCAGAGAAUUCUCCUCCUGCCUCUCCACCUGUCCCUUCACUCGCAUCACGUGUUGAUGCACGUGCCCCCCCUGUUCCCCUGUGUGCGCAGCUGCUCGUGUGCUACGUGCUGCUGCAGGCGUCACAGGGAGCGCGCUCGCCCUGGCAUGCAUACCUGCGCUGCCUGCCGCGCUGCUACUCACUGCUCUCGCGCUUCACCCCACACCACAUGGCCAUGCUGCAGGUGGGCAUCACCUCGUCGCACCCUAAGCCUCAAACCCUGAACCAUGGGCCGCCUUGCCACGCCCUCGCUCACGUGCCCACCUCCACAUGCACCGCACACACGCCCAUGUUCGCGCAAUCUUAUCCACGCACACACACCACGCAUGCCAUCCGGCAGUCCAGCGUCUUCCCCUUUGACCCCGUCACAACUUCACUCCUUGGACCGCACCCUUCACUUCCUCCCGCCCUUCUCUCCCUCUCCUCUUCUGCAUCUCCUUCCUCCCGGCUCUCACCCCCUCUCCUUGCCACCCCCUUUCCUUCCCACCCCCUUCCUUCCCACCCCCUCUCCUUCCCACCCCCUUCCUUCCCACCUCCUCUCCUUCACCCCCCUCCUUUCCCUGUGCCGCCCACUCCCAGGGCGCUGCUGCGAGCCAUGGCCGUGCCGGGCAAGUGGCUGUCGUGGCCCGCAUGGUCGUGGGGGCACUGCACGGUGUCAUCGCGCACGCUGUACGUGCCGUGGGACGAGGCGGGCGCGCUGUGCCCGGUGGCGGACCUCCUCAACUACGAACCGCUCUCCCCCACUGCUCCUGCUGGUGCUGCUGCUGCUGCUGCUUCUCCCCCCGCACCACCCGCGCUGCCCCCUUCCCCGUCACCAUUGCCCGCUCAACCUUGUUGCUCUCACAUGCCUGGGGACGUGGAUGGCAGCACAGCACACACAGAUGACAGCACAGCACACACAGAUUCCAGCACAGCACACACAGAUGCCAGCACAGCACACACAGAUGCCAGCACAGCACACACAGAUGACAGCACAGCACACACAGAUGACAGCACAGCACACAUAGAUGCCAGCACAGUAGGUGAAGCAGUAUCAGCUGGAGCAUGUGACCCAGAGUGCAUGCGGGAUGCAGCAGCACUCAGUGACUGCACCCCCGACAUGCACCGUGUGGCGUUGAGUGGCAAGCACGCCACCACUGCACCGCCCACCUGUGCUCGCAUCACUGCCACCCAUCAUGCCGCCAUGCACGCCACUCCCCAUGCUGCAGCACUUGCCUCGGAUGCAGGCACAGACUCCUGUGAUCUUGUGACCCAAGCAUACAAUGGCGUGACACACGCCUGUGAUCGUGCGGCAGACGCCUGUGAUCGCGUGACAGAUGGUGGGUACAGCGAGGAGGCCCAGGCGUACCACAUAUUCGCACGCAGGCGAUUCGAGGCGGGCGAGCAGGUGGUGAUCUGCUACGGCUGCUACAGCAACCUGCACCUGCUGCUGCACUAUGGCUUCCUGCUGCCCGCCAACCCGCACGACUGCAUCCCCAUGCACCCCCCCUGCGACCCCCACCAACUCGGCAUCCCCCUCCCUCCUCCUCCUCCCCCCUGCUCCUCCGCCGCUCACACCACUCCGCCCCCCCUGUGCCUGCAAGCGGACGGCACGCCGUCCUUCCUGCUGCUGGCGCUGCUGCGCGUGUGGACCACGCCCUACCGCCUGCGCAGGCGGGUGCGCCACGUGGCGCUGUCUGGUUCGGCGGUGUCGGAGGAGGGUGAGGUGGCGGUGCAGCGGUGGGUGGGUGGCGAGUGUGAGCGGCUGCUGGCGGCGCUGCCCAGCACGGUGCAGCAGGACGAGGCGCUGCUCUCAUGCCUCAGGGCAGGAGGGGGGAGCAAGGGGGAGGGCGCGCAAAGGACGAUGGAGGGCGCAGGAGUGGGAGGGAAGGGGUGUGCACGUGGUGCUGGUUCUGGCACUGAGGGGGUGGGGACAGAGGAUAAAGAAGGCGGCUGUGAUGCGCAUGGGGAGGGGGUGAGGACAGCAGCGGAGGAGGAGCAGCAGAAGGCGGUGCUGGCGGUGAUGUGGCGCGUGGGGUACAAGAGGUUGCUGCAGCGAGGCAUGGCAGUGGCACAGCGCGCCCUCCAUGCUGCCUCGCAGUGCUAG